GGAAAAACUUGCAGUUCGGCUUGUUUUCUGUUUGCCAGACCAGCCAGGCAACGAUCGUUCAAUGAGGUUACUGUACUCUACCUCAGCUGCUCGUCCGCAAGUAUGGAUUCUUGUUUUCUGAUCGUCGUGUUUGUCUUCGCUUUCAGUCUUUCCAGUGGAGAGAGGACGCUCAAGUUUGUCACUGUGCUCUAUCGUCAUGGCGACAGAUCUCCAAUCAAGGCCUAUCCAACUGAUCCCUACAAGGAGAGUGACUGGCCCCAGGGUUUUGGACAGCUCUCUCAGGAGGGAAUGAAGCAGCACUAUGAACUAGGUCAGUUUUUAAAGAAACGCUACAGAGGAUUCCUGAGUGAGGACUAUGACCGGCAUGAGAUAUUCAUCAGAAGUACAGAUGUUGACCGGACUCUGAUGAGUGCAGAAGCUAACCUGGCUGGCCUGUUCCCACCUAACAGUUCUGAGGAGUUUAAUCCAGGUUUGAAUUGGCAGCCGAUACCUGUUCACACUGUCCCAGUGGAUAAAGAGAAGCUGCUCUCAUUCCCGCUAGAAGACUGUCCACGUUACACACAGCUCAUGAAUGAGACUGAAAAAUCAGACAUUUUUCUUAACAUGACUGCCAUUUACAAGGCAUUUAUAGAAAUGGUGAGAAAUAAAACAGGACUGGAGACGACCUCCCUUGAGUCUAUUUGGAGUGUCUAUGACACAUUGUUCUGUGAGGCAAAACAUGGGAAGAAACCACCUGGCUGGGUGACUCCAGAUGUAAUGGAAACUCUGAAGGUGCUGAAGAACUUUGGUUUUCAGAUUCUGUUUGGAGUCUAUAAGAGAAAGGAGAAGUGCAGACUUCAGGGAGGCCUCCUGUUAAAGCAGAUCAUUAAGAAUCUCUCAAUUGCUGCAGCUCCAGACUCUAAAGAAAAAGUGAAGAUGAUGGUAUACUCAGCUCAUGACACAACAGUUGUAGCUCUGCAGGAAGCCCUGAAUGUCUUUAAUGGCCUGCAGCCACCUUAUGCCUCGUGUCAUUUAAUUGAACUUCACCAGGAAGAGAACGGGACGUUUUCAGUGGAGAUGUUUUAUCGCAAUGACAGUGCCGUGUCUGAGCCAUACGCUGUGUCUAUACCGGGCUGUUCCCAGUCCUGCCCCCUACAGGACUUUGUGAACCUCACACGUGAUGUCAUACCACAAGACAGGAUUAAAGAGUGUCAGAUAAAGAAAGAAGCCACGGGCACUGAGGUCAUCAUCGGGCUGGCUGUGUGUGGAUGUCUGCUCUUUCUGCUGGUACUACUGCUGUUUGUAGUGCUAUGCCGUCAAAAAGACCCGAUGGCUAGCUACAGUCAUGUCAUAAAUGAGAGCGACUCCUGACAAUCAUAUCAGCUCCUCCGCAAAGAGGACCAGUGGGACAGUGAAGAGGACCUAUGAGGACAUAGCGCCAACUUGUUGAGAAACUCUAAGCCUACUGAAAAGACUUUUUUUUUUACUUUGGCAACACAUUUUAUUAUAUUAGGGAUGGAACAUUUGGUAAUGUUUUAUUACUUGUAACUUCAAGUGUUUCAAGAGAGAAAAGGGAACUAAGAGUUGUGAUGGCAUCAGUGGCAUUAACGUAACAAUGCUUAGCGCACAGACUCCGUAACUGUGCAAUGAUGAUUGUGUGUCAUUGGCUCUGGGCUUUUGUUGUAAUGAAAGAUUGUGACUGUGUGUAAAAAGGAGGAUCUGAGAUGUGGACUAGACUAAAGCUCCCCCAGAGGUGUGUGUCCUCUCUGAAAGACAAGGACCGUUAGUGUCCCCCUGUUUGUGCUUUUGGUCCCUUAAUUUUAGUGUACUUAUGAGCCCAGUGUACUUGAUGCAUCAGCCUAAAGUUUUAGGUUGGGCAAUAAAAGACUACUGGAUACACAUCGAGGCCUUAUAAUGCACUCAUGGAAUUUUACGCUCAUGCUUUUUAUGUGAUUAUCUCCUGAUUUACAGCCACAGUAGUUUUGAUUUGUAUAUUUCAGAAUAGCAACAUACUGAUAUGAAGAACAGUGUUCUCAGGUUAAGCUCAAAAGAGCUGUAUUGGAGUAAUUUUUUUAAUCUGGUGUGGUUUAUUUAAUUUGAAUGUUUUGUCAUUCAUUAUCAAAAAUGUUUUCAUGUCUCAAUACAGUGAUAAUUCAGUUCCAGGUGCAUCGUAUUUAUAGGUGCAAUGUAAAAAAUUUAAGAGGAUCUAUUGACAGAAAUCCCCCCUCCAUGUUAGGUCGCCAUUAUGCGCCGGCAUGUUUCUGCAGCAGCCCUAAAUGGACAAACUGCUCUACAGAGCGUGUUUCAUCACUAUGUUGUUGUUCUUCUAAAUCAUUCGUGUUUUUAGAGGCAGCUUGCAUCGUCACUACGUUGAAUACGCACAAAGUAGUAGUAGUAGUCAUCUGGUUUAUUAGAAGCGGAGACCGUUCUUUGUUAGAAGAAGAAACAUCAUUGCUACACACAGGCUACUCUCUGCUGUCUCAGACGACAUUUUUGUCUUGUGUCGGCCAGACGGCCACCGUAGCUUCUCUGAAAGGGAGGGGAGCGACAUUAGUUGUAAUUCGCAACCUCACCACUAGAUGCCGCCAAAAUUUACACAUUGCACCUUUAAAACAAAUUACUGUUAGAUUGACAAAUGUACCCAUUAAGAAUUUUUAAAAAAUCAUUAUUACCACUAAAUGUUGAAAAUUGUAUAAUUGUUCUGACAUCUCAACUUAUUAAAUCAAUGUUUUGUUUGUUUUUAA
Molecule: messenger RNA, 2723 nt
Organism: Ctenopharyngodon idella (grass carp)
Lineage: Eukaryota; Metazoa; Chordata; Actinopteri; Cypriniformes; Xenocyprididae
Gene: acp2
Product: acid phosphatase 2, lysosomal
Exons: 11
Coding region: 103-1350 (415 amino acids)
Biological process (GO): lysosome organization; dephosphorylation
Cellular component (GO): lysosome
Molecular function (GO): acid phosphatase activity
Source: RefSeq, a predicted model, not a curated record